AUGCUCUUUGGGGACGCACAGGAGUCUGGCUCCUCUCCUGGCCUCACUGCCAUCUCUCCCCAGCCACAGGUGCCCUCCACCAUGAGAAUGUCCCAGGGGGUCCUCCUGCUCGCGGCAGCCCUGGAGUUGGCAAGGACAGUUGCUGCCCGCUGCCCCACCCCCUGUGUCUGCGACAACCUCCGUGCCCAUGUCCUCUGCCUCAAUAGGAGCCUGACCGCCAUCCCCGGUGCUAUCCCACAGCUCACCAAAAACCUGGACCUCCAGGGCAACAGCUUCACAGUCAUCCCAGUAGGAGCCUUCCUCACUACUCCGUACCUCACACAGUUGGACCUGCAGCACUGCAAGGUGGAGAAACUGGAAGAAGGGGCUUUCCGAGGGCUGGGGAGGCUAGUUUACCUCAACCUGGCCUCCAACAGCAUAGCCUUCCUCUACCAGGAGUCCCUGGAUGGGCUCUCCUCCCUCCAGCAGCUCAUCCUGGAGGGGAAUCGCAUCGAGGAGAUCCAGCCAGGCGCUUUUAGCCACCUGGGGUCCCUCGCUGUUCUCGAUCUGAGGGCAAAUGCCUUGGUCUAUCUCCCGGACAUGGUCUUCCAGGGUCUGCAGGCCCUCAGGUGGCUCCGGCUGUCCCACAACGCCCUCCAUGUGCUGGGCAGCGAGGCCUUUGCCGCUCUGCCUGCCCUGCGCAGGCUGAGCCUGGACCACAACGAGCUGCAGGCGCUGCCUGGUGAAGCCCUGGCCAGGCUGGACGGGGCCACCCGGCUGGACCUGGGCCACAACCCCAUCACCUACUUGGCUGAGGAAGCCUUGGCCAUGUCCUCCCUGAAACACCUCUUCCUGGACCACGCUGCCCUCCAGGACGUCGCGCCUGACGCCUUCGCCCACAGCCCCCAGCUGCGCACGCUGGACCUCCGCGAAAACCAGCUGCGGGGAGCCCGGGGGGGGCCCCCGCCCCUGGCCGGGGCUGGGGGGCUGGUGAGGGUCAGCCUGGCCGGGAACCCUCUGCUCUGCUCCUGCCUCCUGCGCCCCUUCCACGACUGGCUGGCAAGGGCACGGGUGCAGGUGGAUGGGACCUGUGCUGCACCCCUUGCCCUCCGUGGCCGGCCCCUUGACUCCCUG
Molecule: messenger RNA, 1113 nt
Organism: Tauraco erythrolophus (red-crested turaco)
Lineage: Eukaryota; Metazoa; Chordata; Aves; Musophagiformes; Musophagidae
Source: RefSeq, a predicted model, not a curated record